Messenger RNA from Protopolystoma xenopodis, 528 nucleotides. The record is from the annotation of a GenBank genome assembly. NCBI's taxonomy places the organism in Eukaryota, Metazoa, Platyhelminthes, Monogenea, Polystomatidea, Polystomatidae.
CUGACUGCAAAAGACCUCGAUAGUGGUGUCUUCGGUCAGAUCACUUAUUCUCUAACGGAACCCGACCACACCUGGUCUCUCGCCCCUGAGCUAUCGAAUUCCCCAACGCUAACAGCCACAAUAGUAGAUCAAUCGCCACCUGAUUUGACAUCAAAUCAUUCCUUGUCCUAUGGGAUGUCUACAACCGGUAACACUGCUAUCGCCUUCAAUAGCAAUGCUACACAUCCACUGCCAUUGGCUGAAGCUGCUCGCUUAUUCUCGAUCGACUCUCAAACUGGUCGACUGGGGUUGCGUUUUUCGCCUGAUCGAGAGGCCAUGCCCGAGUACUGGUUGGCUGUGGAGGCGAAGGAUGGGGGUGAACAGACUGGUGUUAGCGAACACGUCCUGGGAGAUGCCAGUUCGAGUCUGACCAGCAAGACCCGAGUCCGCGUGCUGGUGCGGGAUACAAAUGACAUGAAGCCACUUUUCCAGCGACCUUCAUAUGAAUUUGUCCUAGAGCAAAUCCCAGUUGGCUCGGCUCCUUCUUAA